Molecule: messenger RNA, 2265 nt
Organism: Stylophora pistillata
Lineage: Eukaryota; Metazoa; Cnidaria; Anthozoa; Scleractinia; Pocilloporidae
Cellular component (GO): neuron projection
Source: RefSeq, a predicted model, not a curated record
UAAGAUGAUCGGGUUACUCCUCUGGAUUUUCGAUCACGUUCAAAAUGUUUGCAAAGGAUACGGCUUCUUCGCUGAGCUCAGGCGCAGUGUUGUUUGUUUUCUAUUUGAUCCUUUACUCCACUGGAUUCGUUAGAAUCGAGCUGAAGUUUGAUGAUCACGAUCGCAGGCUGGAUAUUGUUGAGGAAGUCGUCGCUCUGAUGAAACACAAGAUAGCGAGGGAGAACUUGAACUCGAACGAAGAUUUUCGGAAACACGCAAACUUUCUACAUCAAAGAUUCCCAAGAAGUGCUAGUCAGAUGGCUUCUUCAAGCAAUGAAACGGCGAAUGUAAGAGGACUUUUAGAGAACAUCGUGACUUUAAGCAUGAAGAUCUGCCAACGGAAAGGAAAACACGGAAAUUUUUGCCCAGCAGGGCCACCCGGACCACGAGGCGGAACUGGACCCAAGGGCGAGAAGGGCAACCGAGGAAGAGUGGGCAAGAGGGGAGUACAAGGAAUGAUGGGGCCGCCUGGUAGAGGUGGUAAGCAAGGACCACCAGGUAUACGAGGAGAAAAAGGCAUCAAGGGAGAGAUCGGGACGCCGGGUAUUCCAGGAAUUAAAGGCGAACCAGGAGAAUCUAUUUCCACCCCAAAGGUGGCAAUUUCUUCAUCACAAAUAACUGUCAAGGAAUUUGACACCGUCUCACUUACCUGCACUGCUUCAGGAAAUCCUAAACCUCACCUUUCUUGGUCAAAGACGACAGGAUCGUUACCUAGAAACAGGAUGAAGACAACCGCCGACGGAGUGAUGCAGAUACAUGGUGUGCUCGCAGAAGACUCCGGCACCUACAAGUGUGUGGGAAGCAAUGUUCUUGGGAAUGAUGAAAAGAUCACCCAGGUCGUGGUUCAAACCUCGCCGAAAAUUUCCCUUAGAGCGGGCCCUUCCUACGUGGCAGUUGGUAAAACAAUCAAGCUUCCAAAGUGCACUGUUGCCAGUUUUCCAGCGGCAGACAUCGUUUGGAAAAAGAUAUCAAUCCCUGACUCACAUCCACGCAUGAGAGACAUCAGGAAUGGGCAACUUUCGAUCAUAAACACUCAUAAGAAAGAUUCGGGAUUUUACCAAUGCAAGGCUACUAACACUAUCGGGGUCGCUGUGGCCAUAACACAUCUAAUCGUUGUCGAUGAUCCAGUAAUCACCACCAGACCACCUCCACAGCUUUCUGUAAAUACUGGUCGAAAUGUUAGUUUACGCUGUGAAGCUAGAGGUGAGCCAACGCCCAAGGUAUCCUGGUUGAGGGAAAAUAGCAUACUACCACUUGGAAGAUCGCAUGUUAGCAUCAAUGGAACACUGAAUCUUUGGAAAGUCAAUUCUCAGGAUUCUGGUAAAUAUAUUUGUGUGGCGUCGUCAGCUGGUGUAUCUACAACCUCCACCUCCGUGCAGCUAACAGUUUUGACAGCCCAAGCUUGUACGCCGGUGGGAGUGGCUGACAUAAACAAGAUAUCCGAUGCUAGGAUGUCGUCAAGCUCACAUUAUAUAAGUUACUAUGCGUAUUACGGACGACUUAAUGGAUCAAGAGGAGGCGGAGGAUGGUGUGCUGAGACCAAAACUAACAGGGCAGACUACCUUCAAAUCGACAUGGGCGAGGUUUACUCUGUUUGUGCUGUAGCAACACAAGGGAAACUCACUGGGUCAUACGUGAAAAGCUACAAACUGCAAUUGUCCAUCGAUGGGAUACAAUGGAUGGUGUACAAAGAGUCCAAUAAAGAUAAGAUAUUUGGACGAAACACGGAUAAGAACACCAUUGUCCAACAUGUGGUUCGGAGCCCAGCUCGAGCAAGAUUUAUCCGGCUUUACCCUGUCACGUAUUCGAAUUAUCCUUGUAUGAGAGUUGAAAUAUUUGUGCGAACAGAAUAGGGAAUUGAGUAACCACGGGUGUAUAUACUGAAUUAUGGGUAUGAGAGAUUGUUUUGUUUUAUCAGAACUCAAACAAGGCGUAGGUUCACCAAGAAUUCCUUAUAGUGCUCACUUGAAAUACAAAGUACAAUGCUUUCACUCAAUUUUUUUUUUUACCAUCCAAAGUUGGUAAAAGAGUAUAUCACUCCCUGUGGAGAAGUUUUUUACUGGUAUACGCAUUCGAACAAGAAAUCAACUUAUCAACUUUUGCCAACAACAAUGCAUCAGCUGCCUCGGUGAUACGCAAAGAAGAAAUAAUCUACUCUUUGUAAUCAGUUUCAUUCUUUUUGUGUAAGCAAUGGCUAUUUUUUCAUAAAAAUUUCAGAUUGGUGCA